This is a messenger RNA of Herpailurus yagouaroundi (jaguarundi), 1779 nucleotides long. RefSeq names its product chromosome unknown C6orf89 homolog (gene CUNH6orf89). Lineage: Eukaryota; Metazoa; Chordata; Mammalia; Carnivora; Felidae. The transcript has 9 exons. The record is from RefSeq and is a predicted model, not a curated record. Bases 146 to 1297 code for a protein of 383 amino acids. Gene Ontology annotation, cellular component: nucleolus; Golgi membrane.
CUACCCUAGCACGCGUAGCCUUGCCUGUGGCGUGGGAGUUGCUUCCGGGUUGCGCGCCCGGAAGCAGGAAGUUGGCGGCUUACCCUCCUCGCCCGGAGGCUGAAGUCCCCGAGGCGGGAGGAGCCCGAGGGGGCGCGGGCCCCGCAUGUUAAGAGUCAAGCUCACUCUUUGGAACUUCCCUCUGUGGCAAAGCUCAUUCCUGCUAGAGUUGGAUCUUCUUUCUUUCUGGAGGGAUUUUGUACUGGAAGACAUGGAUCUUGCUGCCAAUGAGCUCAGCAUUUAUGACAAACUUUCAGAGACUGUUGAUUUGGUGAGACAAACAGGCCAUCAAUGUGGCAUGUCAGAGAAGGCAAUUGAAAAAUUUAUCAGACAGCUGCUGGAAAAGAAUGAACCUCAGAGGGGACCACCCCAGUAUCCUCUCCUUAUAGCCGUGUAUAAGGUCCUUGUAACCCUGGGAUUAAUCUUGCUCACUGCCUACUUUGUGAUUCAACCUUUCAGCCCAUUACCACCUGAACCGGUGCUUUCUGGAGCUCACACCUGGCGCUCACUCAUCCAUCACAUUCGGCUGAUGUCCUUGCCCAUUACCAAGAAGUAUAUGCCAGAAAAUAAGGGAGUUCCUCUGCAUGGGGGUGAUGAAGACAGACCCUUUCCAGACUUUGACUCUUGGUGGGCAAACAGUUGUGAGCAGAAUGAGUCGGACCCCAUCCCUGCCAACUGCAGUGGCUGUGCUCAGAAAUUACCCCUCAAGGUGAUGCUCCUGGAAGACACCCCAAAGAAAUUUGAGAGACUCCAUCCUCUGGUGAUCAAGACGGGCCAGCUCUUGCUGCCAGAGGAGCUUCAGCAUUUUUUGUGCCAGUACCCUGAGGUGGCGGAGGGCUUCCCCGAAGGGCUUUUCACCAAGUGGUGGCGCUGCCUUCCUGAGCGGUGGCUCCCAUUUCCUUAUCCAUGGAGAAGACCUCUAAACAGAUCACACAUUUUACGUGAGCUUUUUCCUGUUUUCACCUACCUGCCGUUUCCAAAAGAUGCCUCCAUAAAAAAGUGCUUCCUUCUUCAACCGGAACCUAUUGUGGGUAGUAAGAUGCAUAGAAUGCAUGACCUAUUUAUCAUUGGCAGCGGCGAGGCCAUGUUGCAGCUCAUCCCUCCCUCCCAGUGCCGAAGACACUGCCAGUCCGUGGCGAUGCCGCUAGAGCCGGGGGAUAUUGGCUAUGCCGGUGCCACCCACUGGAAGGUCUACGUUACAGCCAGAGGGGUCCAGCCUUUGGUCAUCUGUGAUGGAACCACCCUCUCAGAACUAUAGGAAACAAGAACUGUACAGAGGAACAACUUUGAGGUCCGAAGACCAGAUCGAAAGGGGAGAAAUAAAAACAGAAACAAGGAAACCACUUUCUAAGGUUACUUAGUUAUCUGCCCUAUGCAUGCGUGUAUGAGCCAGCUGUAUGCUGGAGGCAAUGGCCAGAGCCUGACCCUCCCGACUCUUCCAGCCUCCCUGCUUGGCCCCGGGAUUUUGCCGGUACCUGUCUGUGAGAGACUGGGCUCUUCCACACCUUCUGGAACCGCAGCCUUGAGGCUGCCCCUCAGGCAGGAAACAGGGCUAAUGCCUUCCCUUACUUGUGUGGUGUGAUCCCCUCUGCUGGCUCCCUGGCCACAGAGAGGGUAGCCAACAGGUCCUGACUUCAGGGCCAUCCCUUACGAGGUGGGCCUGCUUGUCCUGUCUUCCUGGCCACACCACCCGAUACUUUUAUGGAAAGCCAUGGUCAAUUAAAGAAGCUGUUGCAGUUU